Messenger RNA from Camellia sinensis, 683 nucleotides. The record is from RefSeq and is a predicted model, not a curated record. NCBI's taxonomy places the organism in Eukaryota, Viridiplantae, Streptophyta, Magnoliopsida, Ericales, Theaceae.
GAAGGGUUGCCGGAAUUGGGUGGCAACCAUGGACUCUAGGGUGGCAAUUUGGGGUGUGGGUAUGUUGUUUUUCUCAUUAAUGGUGGUCGGAGAAAGCGGCGGCGUUGGUGGUGGCGGUGGUUCUUCAAAGAGAGGGAAAUGUGAAUUUCCGGCAAUAUUUAACUUCGGAGACUCCAAUUCCGACACCGGAGCUGGAUCAGCAGCCUUCGGUGAAAUUGAUGAACCGAACGGAAUGAAUUUUCACCUUCGUAAAAGAUCCAGCGACGGUCGCCUCAUUAUUGAUUUCUUCGCUGAGAAAUUGGGAUUGCCAUAUUUGGAUGCACCACUGGACACAAUUGGUACAAGUUUUAAGCAUGGAGCUAAUUUUGCAGUAGGGGGAUCCAAGAUUAGUCCAAUCGUCCUUGUGGGUAGCAUGAUCCCUCUUCACCUCGGUGCCCAAGUCUCUGAGUUCUUACAAUUCAAGUCACGCACCAUUGCCCUCUCUCACCACCACCCCUCCAACACUAGUUAGUUUUUCUCUAUCCUUCUCCUUUCUUUUCUUUUUGUCCGUUCCACUCACUCGAUGUUUCAAUUCAAUCCCAAAUACAUAAAUCGGACACAAUCUUUUUUCAUAAAAUGGAUUUUACUUUUUGUAGGUCUCACACUUGUAUAACAGGAUUGUGAUUAAUUUUUAUAUUCUCAUA